AUGAAGGCAACCCUCGCAGCCAUUUGCUUCAUCGCUGGUGCUGUGUACUCCAUGGGGAGGCUGACUGAGGAACAAUGCAGACACCCUGUGCCAUCACCUUCAUGCGCCGAAGACGCGAAACCUAGAACUAUCUACUACUUUAACAACCAUACUAAUAGAUGCGAGAGUAUGGAGAGCUGUGCGGAAGGUAUAAACCACUUUGAAAAGCAGAAGUGCUGUGUGAGUGAAUGCCCGUACGGAAAACAUUCCAAAAAGUCCGGAGAAACGCUCGGUAAGUUAUGUUAA
Messenger RNA from Ixodes scapularis (black-legged tick), 285 nucleotides. RefSeq lists its product as uncharacterized. NCBI's taxonomy places the organism in Eukaryota, Metazoa, Arthropoda, Arachnida, Ixodida, Ixodidae. The transcript has 3 exons. The record is from RefSeq and is a predicted model, not a curated record. Bases 1 to 285 code for a protein of 94 amino acids. Gene Ontology annotation, molecular function: serine-type endopeptidase inhibitor activity.